This is a messenger RNA of Cucurbita pepo subsp. pepo (vegetable marrow), 1725 nucleotides long. RefSeq lists its product as uncharacterized. The record is from RefSeq and is a predicted model, not a curated record. NCBI's taxonomy places the organism in Eukaryota, Viridiplantae, Streptophyta, Magnoliopsida, Cucurbitales, Cucurbitaceae.
UCCCACUUCAUUCCACGUUUCCAUUAAUACUCUCAAUCCCAAAAUCAAUAGCAACAAAACAGAGACACCCUGCACACAACCUCUGCAAAUUUCCCCUCGUUGAUAUUCUCUGAUUUACCAAGUGAAAAACUCAGACAAUCCCAUUUGGAAUCACAUGAAGAAGCCUCCUCCGCCGCCGCCUCCGCCCUUUCGACCCGCCGUCUCCCCUACAUUCCGACCACUCCCCAAGCUCUUAAUCUUUCUCAUCUUAUUCCUCUCCGUCACUUACAUCGUUUAUACCUUCAAGCUUCUCUCUUCUGACGAGCCCUGCCCUGAUGAAUCCAUCAGAAUUUCAUCAAUUUCGUCGCCACCCAUCUUCAUCAGAAACCGAACAUUCCCAAAUUUCCCGCUGAAACCACACGCCGAGACCGAAAUCCAAGACAUUGUGUUUGGAAUCGCGUCAUCGGCGAAGCUGUGGGAGCAGAGGAAAGAGUACAUAAAGCUCUGGUUUGACCCCAGAAAAAUGAGGGGGGUGGUGUGGAUGGACGAGCCGGUGGGAACAAAAGCAGAGGAGGCGGAAUUGCUGCCGCCAGUUAUGGUGUCGGAGGACACGACGGGGUUCGCGUACCGGAAUAGACAGGGGAAGCGGUCGGCGAUAAGGAUAGCGAGGAUAGUAGCGGAGACGGUGAGGCUAGGAGUGGAGAAUGUGAGGUGGGUGGUGAUGGGGGAUGAUGACACGGUGUUUGUCACGGAGAAUUUGGUGAGAGUGCUGAGGAAAUAUGAUCAUAAGGGGUUUUAUUACAUCGGAAGCUCGUCGGAGAGCCAUUUGCAGAACAUUCAGCUGUCGUAUGGAAUGGCAUACGGCGGAGGAGGAUUCGCGAUCAGUUAUCCGUUGGCGAAGGCAUUGGAGAAGAUACUGGACGGUUGUUUGGAGAGAUAUCCGACGCUUUAUGGCUCCGAUGAUCGGAUUCAGGCUUGUAUGGCGGAGCUCGGCGUCCCUCUCUCUAAGGAACUUGGCUUCCAUCAGUGCGAUGUCUAUGGCAACCUAUUCGGGCUACUAGCAGCACAUCCAGUAACUCCAUUAGUAUCCCUCCAUCACCUCGACAUCGUCGAGCCCAUUUUCCCGGACGCAACAAGGCUCGAAGGUCUCCAACGCCUCAUUGUUCCAAUGCAGCUAGACUCGGCAGCCCUGAUGCAGCAAUCCAUCUGCUACAACCGAGCCAAGGGGUGGACAAUCUCCAUUUCCUGGGGCUUCACAGUCCAAAUAUUCCGAGGCAUUUUCUUGGCUCGAGAGAUCGAAUUGCCAUCGAGAACGUUCUUGAAUUGGUAUCGAAAAGCGGAUUACACUGCUUAUGCAUUCAACACACGCCCUGUUACCAGAAACCCGUGCCAGAAGCCCUUCAUCUUCUACUUUUCAAAUGCCACAUUCAACUCCUCUGGUGGGGUUACUGUGAGUGAGUAUAUGAGAGACCGUGUGGCUCAUCCCUUUUGCAAGUGGAAGAUGCCUGAUCCUGCUGAGCUUCAUAUGGUCAUGGUGUUUAAGAAGCCCAACCCCAGCCUUUGGGAUUCUGCCCCAAGGAGGAAUUGCUGCAGAGUGUUGGGGAUGGAGAAGGAAGGAGUGUUGGGUGUUGAUGUGGGGACUUGCAGGGAAGGGGAGUUCGUUGACUAAUUUAACUAAUUCUCUUGUAAACUUGCCUCCAUUCAGUUCUUUUAGUAUAUGAAACUUAAAAUUUUGUUCUUAUAAAA